AUGAAUGGCACAGAGGGCCCCGAUUUCUACAUCCCAAUGUCCAACGCGACCGGGGUAGUGAGGAGCCCUCAUGAGUACCCGCAGUACUACCUGGCUGAGCCGUGGGUGUUCACCUUCCUCACCAUCUACAUGUUCUUCCUUAUCCUUAUUGGUAUUCCUAUCAACAGCUUCACACUCUGCGUCACGGUCAUGCACAAGAACCUGCGCACGCCAAUCUACUACAUGCUGGUGAACAUGGUCAUGGCUGACCUUCUUGUAAUCCUGGUCAGCUUUCCUUUCACGAUGCAUACAACCAUGCAUGGAUAUUUUGUCCAUGGACAGGUGGGAUGCAAUUUUGAAGGCUUCUUUAUAGUCCAUGGUAUCCAGAUCUCAGUGUGGUCCUUGGUAGUCCUGGCCGUGGAGAGGUGCAUGAUGUCCUGUCGACCUGGUACUGACAUUCGCUUCCGCCGGAGGUUUGUUGUGAAGGGCGUUGGCUUUACCUGGCUUAUGGCUUUCAGCUGUUCUUUGCCUCCUCUCUUUGAGUGGUCGCGUUAUAUCCCUGAGGGUUUGCAGUGCUCAUGUGGUGUCGAUUACUACACCAUGAAGCCUGAUAUCUUCAACGAGUCCUACAUCAACUACAUGUUCACCGUGCACCUCAUCACCCCGUUGACCGUCAUCUCUGUGUGUUUUGGCCGAUUGCUGUGCACUUUUAACAAUGAUGCGAUUGAUAAAAAUGAAAGAGAUGCCAACUUCUUGACAGUUGUCAUGACUGUGGGGUUCUUCAUCUGCUGGCUGCCAUAUGCUAGCAUUGGCUGGCACAUCUUCACAAACCAAGGCAAUGCCUUUAGUCCCUUCGCCAUGACAGUGACCUCCUUCUUUGCCAAGAGUUCAGUCUUGUACACUCCCUUCAUUUCCAUUUGCAUGGACAAGCAGCUCCGUCAAUGCAUGAUCAUCACUCUAUGCCAAGGAAAGAACCCUUUCGCUGAGGAUGGAGCGUCAAAGUAA
Molecule: messenger RNA, 984 nt
Organism: Neoarius graeffei (lesser salmon catfish)
Lineage: Eukaryota; Metazoa; Chordata; Actinopteri; Siluriformes; Ariidae
Gene: rhol
Product: rhodopsin, like
Exons: 1
Coding region: 1-984 (327 amino acids)
Biological process (GO): G protein-coupled receptor signaling pathway; visual perception; phototransduction
Cellular component (GO): membrane; photoreceptor outer segment
Molecular function (GO): G protein-coupled receptor activity
Source: RefSeq, a predicted model, not a curated record